AGUACGAUUCGUCUUUGUUUGUUGUUAAAUUGUGGUUGUUUUUUAAAUUUGUGAUGCAGGACCCAUUAUCCCUUUUGGAGAAUGAGGCGGUUGUUUCAAAAUUGCGCGGUGCUAUGAAGGAGAAGAGCAAAAACGCGGCGAGAUCGCGUCGAGAAAAAGAAAAUGCCGAAUUUUUGGAAUUGGCGAAAUUGCUACCGCUACCCGCCGCAAUCACCUCACAGUUAGAUAAGGCAUCGGUUAUAAGACUGACGACUUCAUACCUGAAAAUGCGACAAGUAUUUCCCGAUGGUUUGGGAGAUGCAUGGGGCGCAGCACCACCUGUAACCAAUUCCAGAGAAACUCCCAUUAAGGAGUUAGGUUCAUAUCUUCUUCAAACGCUAGACGGAUUUAUAUUUGUCGUUGCACCUGAUGGAAAAAUAAUGUACAUAUCAGAAACAGCCUCCGUUCAUUUGGGAUUGUCACAGGUAGAACUGACAGGUAAUAGCAUAUACGAGUAUAUCCCCCCCGCCGAUCAUGACGAGAUGACAGCGGUCCUAAGCCCGUCGAUGCCGCCUCCUGGAACUUCGCCCAACCAGGACUACGAAAGCGAGCGCAUCUUUUUUCUGCGCAUGAAAUGUGUGCUCGCCAAAAGGAAUGCGGGCCUUACAAAUGGAGGAUACAAGGUUGGUCUUUUAGAUAUACACAUAAUUGACUUUGCGCUUAAGAAUACCUACCCUACCGCCGAUGUAAUCUAUUAA
Photinus pyralis (common eastern firefly) is the source of this 737-nucleotide messenger RNA. Its product is annotated as single-minded homolog 2-like. Gene Ontology annotation, biological process: regulation of transcription by RNA polymerase II. The transcript is spliced from 4 exons. Gene Ontology annotation, cellular component: transcription regulator complex; nucleus; cytoplasm. The coding region runs from base 54 to 737 and encodes 227 amino acids. Lineage: Eukaryota; Metazoa; Arthropoda; Insecta; Coleoptera; Lampyridae. The record is from RefSeq and is a predicted model, not a curated record. Gene Ontology annotation, molecular function: protein dimerization activity; RNA polymerase II transcription regulatory region sequence-specific DNA binding; DNA-binding transcription factor activity, RNA polymerase II-specific.